AUGAAGUUUCCAGAGCCCCUGGCCGUGGCCCUGGGCCUCCUCACCUUCGCCUCGCUCCAAGGGCUUGCGAGGGCUGGAAAGCUGCGGUCGACGCGGAGGAAUGUCGGUGUCGUCGUGGUGGGAGAUCCUUCCUUCCAGCGCCGCUAUCAGGCGCAGAUCAAGAGCCUGAGGUGCUAUGCUGACAGGCACGGCUAUGACAUGCACCUCCUCACGGCUUCCGAGUAUGGCGAGUGCAAACGCUUCAAGGACUUCUUCUUCAGAAAGCAUUGCACUGUGUCGAAGUGGCUGGAAACCCAGCCGGCCCACUACAUUGCAGCGGUCUUCGAUGGCGAUGUCGUGGCUGCAGCACCAAAGAGGGGCCUGGACGCGUGGAUUGACCAUGGGGCGGACGUGCAGCUUUACAACCGCUGCUUGUUUCACGAGAUCAUGGCCGGCAACUACAUGGUUCGAAACACACCCUUCUCUCGGGACUUCCUCAUGCGCUGGGCCAAGUACUACGACCGCCGGCCCAAAGGCUUUUCCUCCGCGGACAACGGUGCGAUACAGCUUGUCGUGAUGGAGACUCUCCGUGUGGAGGGAUUCGAUACGUGCUUCAACAUGUACGAGAACCUGACAAGCUCAGUGUCGAACCUGCAGCCAUACUGGGAUUACGUGCACUGCACCAAGGAGGCCUUGCCCCUCCCCAAGCAAAAGACCUAG
Molecule: messenger RNA, 699 nt
Organism: Symbiodinium sp. CCMP2592
Lineage: Eukaryota; Dinophyceae; Suessiales; Symbiodiniaceae
Source: the annotation of a GenBank genome assembly